This is a messenger RNA of Sclerotinia sclerotiorum 1980 UF-70, 1716 nucleotides long. Its product is annotated as aspartate-tRNA ligase. Gene Ontology annotation, molecular function: RNA binding; ATP binding; aspartate-tRNA ligase activity. NCBI's taxonomy places the organism in Eukaryota, Fungi, Ascomycota, Leotiomycetes, Helotiales, Sclerotiniaceae. Gene Ontology annotation, cellular component: aminoacyl-tRNA synthetase multienzyme complex; cytoplasm; cytosol. The record is from RefSeq and is a predicted model, not a curated record. Bases 1 to 1716 code for a protein of 571 amino acids. The transcript has 3 exons. Gene Ontology annotation, biological process: aspartyl-tRNA aminoacylation.
AUGGCUGAACCUAACAAAGAAAUCCCAACGGAUCCCUCCAUCGCGCCCGGAGGUGCUCCACCUGCAGGAGAAGACCCCGCACAACCUUCUAAGAAGGGAGCAAAGAAAGCAGAAGCCAAAGCGAAGAAGGAGGCAGAAAAGGCACGCAAAGCCGCCGAGCAAGCUGCCAAACAAGCUGCCGCCGGAUCUGCUGCUUCUGAAGACCUCGCAAAAGAUAACUACGGACAAAUCAAACAUACCACAAAACUCGAAGCCGAAAGUGUACAUCUGAGGGAGAUCGGAGAACAACAUAUUGGCAAGACGAUUAAGGUUCGCGCAUGGAUUCAAAAUGCACGAAUGCAAGGAGCAAAGAUGGCGUUUGUGGAAUUGAGAGAGGAGGGCAAUUGGACGGUGCAGGGAGUUGUGAGUGCCAGCGCGGAAGGGAAGCCAGUUAGUAAACAAAUGGUCAAAUGGAUUGGAGGCUUAAAGCUGGAGAGUUUUGUUGCGGUUGAGGCUGUAGUACAGAAGCCAUUAGAGUCUGUCAAGAGUACCAAGGUGUCGAACUUCGAAUUACAUCUCGCAAAGGUCUACUUGGUAGCUGCUGCUCCUGAGAUGUUGGGUUUGGGUUUGGGCCCAGCGAGCAGGGCUGUAGGGAAGUUAGAUGAGGAAGAGGAUCUAAGUGAAGCUGCUGCAGGGCUUAGUGUCACAGAAGGUACCCCGACUGCCAGUUUGGCCUCCCAUCUCAACAAUCCUGCUAUGCAUAAGCGAGCGCCUGUCAGCCAGGCUAUUGCUGAUAUUCGAAUUGCUGUCGAGGACUACUUCUGCGAUUACUUGAGAAGCCAUCGUUUUAAGAAAUUCCAUCCUCCUUGUUUGAUCGGAGCUGCUUCCGAAGGUGGUGCAAACGUAUUCAGAAUGCCAUACUUUGAUAAAGAGGCAUAUCUCGCCCAAUCCCCACAAUUCUACAAACAGUUUGAAAUAGCAGGAGGCCGAAAGAGAGUUUACUGCGUCGGGCCUGUUUUCCGUGCAGAGAACUCGAAUACUCCAAGACACAUGACUGAGUUCAUUGGUCUCGAUUUGGAAAUGGAAAUCGACGAACAUUAUCACGAGGUCUUGCACAUGCUUGAAGGUGUCCUCCUUUUCAUUUUCCGUAACCUUGCCGAAAAUUACCGCGAAGAAAUCGAACUUAUCCGCUCAAUAUACCCAUCCGAAGAAUUCCUUCUCCCCGAAGCUGGCAAGGAAGUCCGUCUCACUUUUGCCGAAGGUCAAAAACUCCUUCGUGAAGAAGGCCCCGAAGAAUUUAGGAACGUCAGCGACACAGAAGAUAUGAGCACGCCUCAAGAAAAAGCUCUCGGAGCACUGGUUCGCAAGAAGUUCAAUACUGACUUCUAUGUCCUCGACAAGUUCCCCGUCGAUGCUCGUCCAUUCUACGCAAUGCCUGACCCUGAAAAUCCUGCUGUCACAAAUGCAUAUGAUUUCAUGAUGCGAGGUCAAGAAAUCCUAAGUGGUGGUCAAAGAUUGCACUUACCAGAGCAAUUAGAGGAGGUUAUUAGAUCGAAAGGAUUGGAUCCUAAUCAACCUGGUAUCAAAGAAUAUGUAGAUGUAUUUAAGAGUGUGGGUGUGCCACCUCACGGUGGUGGAGGCAUUGGCUUGGACAGAGUGGUGGCUUGGUACCUGAAUCUGCCAAGUGUGCAUUUAGUCUGCGAUUAUCCGAGAACACCGAAGAGAUUAAGUCCUUAG